Messenger RNA from Trypanosoma rangeli, 1983 nucleotides. RefSeq names its product putative diacylglycerol kinase. Gene Ontology annotation, molecular function: ATP-dependent diacylglycerol kinase activity. The record is from RefSeq and is a predicted model, not a curated record. The transcript has a single exon. The coding region runs from base 1 to 1983 and encodes 660 amino acids. Lineage: Eukaryota; Euglenozoa; Kinetoplastea; Trypanosomatida; Trypanosomatidae.
AUGCAAGCGACAUCUGUGGUUGUACAGGACACCAGUGAGCUGAACAGUGAGAAGCAGCCUCCAGGGGAGUGCCUGCAAGCAUAUUCCUCGACCAGCUGCUUAACACAGGAAAUAUGCGCUUUAGAAGAGAACGAUGCAGGGGCGUCCAUAAUCCCCAGGCGGGGCUCUAUGCAUUUAGCGGACUCGAUACAUGAGGCAAAUAACUUCACAACGUUACUGGCGCCGAGUAAUGCCUUCUCCAGUGGACCGUUGGAUGCGGCGGAAAAUGCCAAUGUGUUGAGUCAUCCAAGCAGCAUGACACCCUCUUCUACGCCACGUGAGACUGGCUACGAGUACGUGUUCGGGGUUGUAAACCCCAGUUCGGGCGAAACUGGGAUAGUUCAAUAUGUGUUGCGCUCUAUGCGUGAAUUGCUUGGGGCGAAUCGCGUUAUGACGCUUGACGCACCGCUUUUUGCAAACCCGGCCCCACUUGUUGAGGCUAUUCGCAACUACGCCGUGCAUUUUGGCUGUCAGGGUUCAAACAGUACAGUCAUAAGAGGCGGCAUUGAGGGCAGCAAAAACGCAGCAGCAGCAGCUGCUGCUGCUUGUAGUGGUGGUUGCGGCACUGAGUUGGAGCGGCGUGGAACGGUCAUUGUGUGUGGUGGUGACGGCACGGUAGCCUUCGUCAUGGAGCAGCUGGAUGCCGUGUAUGAGAUGAUCAAAAGCGCGACGAUGGCAUCCAGUGGGACUGGAAUGGGCCAUUUAAAACGGCGUGUCUUGCUCCCUGCAGUGGCUGUUCUUGCGCUUGGAACAGGCAAUGACUACUCCAACUGCAUGGGGUUCGGCAGCGGCUACUUGCAUCACAAGCUCUCGGGUCUCUGCUGUUGCAUGGAAAACACCAUUGAGCCGCUUGUUCGGCACGCUGUUACUGCGCCUGCGAUUCCGUUUGACCGAUGGACAGCGCGGCUGGUGCCACUCACAGCAAUUUGGGAGCAACAGCAAAAACAACAACAGAGACGUCAAACCCUGCAAAAGUCGGGGACGGAGAAAACAGGAGCAUAUUUAAGUGUUAAUACGCGGAGGGGCGACACAAUGGCGGAGGCGGAGAAGAACAAGGGCGGAAGGCAUGAAGAACAGGAGGCGGUGACGGCGGACAUAGUAGAUUUGCGUGCGCUGGACUGGGAUGCGCUGGACGCUGCUGGGGCGUGCAUGAAGUAUAAUUUUAUAAAUUAUUUUAGUAUAGGCUUUGACGCGUAUGUGGUUCAAAAAUUUGACGCCUUUAGGAGGAAACACCUUAAGUUUUGCUCAACACGGAUGCAUAACAAACUCGUGUAUGCCACGUACAGCUUGAAGGCGCAGUUUCGUUGCUCAUCGCUGCGUUCAUCCAUCUCCAAUGUAUGUAUUCCGCAGCUGACGGGGUGUGUUUCAAGCCACACCGAUGGAUCUCAAAGACCCGAUGAACAAAUACAAGGAAACACAUCUAUUGUGACCAUCUCUCUCCCCAAAAGCAGCAAGACAUUGCUAGUCACGAAUGUUAGCUCCUACGCCGCUGGAACACGUCCGUGGAGGGAGGAAAAGGGUCACCUGUAUCGUGACGACCAUGCCACAAACUCCAUGGUUAUCACUCCUGUGUGCGUGAAUGAUCGUUUGAUGGAGGUGCAGGCUGUCGGUGGUCUUUUUCAAAUGGGGUUGCUUCAGAUGGGGAUCGGCCAGGGCGCCUCUAAACUGGCACAGACUCGGGAACUGUUUCUGUUUGUUCUCUGCAAAUCAACAGACAUUGCCCGGAGUCCGACGUCACUGAAGAGUGUGGAGACGACGCCGGGAAGGGUGGGGGAUGAGGAGCACACACCGCUUUGCAUGCAAAUUGACGGUGAAGCUAUUGGGAGGAUUACACACCCGACUGUGGUUUACAUCACCGAGUUGCAUAAACCUCGUGUGUAUGUGCGCUGCCGCAAUCCAAGUGUGGUCCGACACCACGUUCAGGACGAAGAUCUUGUAAUUUAG